Molecule: messenger RNA, 17703 nt
Organism: Paramuricea clavata
Lineage: Eukaryota; Metazoa; Cnidaria; Anthozoa; Malacalcyonacea; Plexauridae
Source: the annotation of a GenBank genome assembly
AUGGCUGAACCAUUUUCCCACAUAGAGUCAGGAACAAUAGAUGCUUCAACUAAACUCGACAAAGAGAAAAAUGUUAAGGAUUUCAUUCGCUCACCAUCGUCGCAAAUUGACCCACGUCAGACUAAAGGUAUCAGCCUAAUAAAAAAUCCCAAGCAAGAACCAAAAACAGAUUAUUCAUACAACCCCUCGAAAGUGGAUCUAUGGAACAAACCUCAUGUAAGCCUUUCAGAGACAUCUGUAUUAAUUAAAUCUAAGCGAUCUGGCAAAAAGUUGGAUUUGUCUGGUUGUGGUCUUACAAAGUUACCCGGGAGUCUUGAUGACUAUGCUAGUCUGGAAGAACUGAAUCUAUCUAACAACCCUCUAAACAAUUUAGAUAUAUCUUUCUGGGAAUAUUUCUCUCGGUAUAGGUUGAAAAAGUUGGAUUUGUCUGGUUGUGGUUUUACAAAGAUACCGGAGGGUCUUCAUUACCAUAAUAGACUGGAAGAACUGAAUCUAUCUAACAACCCUCUAAGCAAUUUAGAUAUAUCUUUCUUGGAAUAUUUCUUUUGGUAUAGGUUGAAAAAGUUGGAUUUGUCUGGUUGUGAUCUUACAAAGAUACCGUGUUUUCGUUACCAUCAUAGACUGGAAGAACUGAAUCUAUCUAACAACCCUCUGAGCAAUUUAGGUUUAUCUUCCUUGGAAUAUUUACCACUCUAUGAGUUGAAAAAGUUAGAUUUGUCUGGUUGUGGUCUUACAAAGUUACCCAAGGGUCUUGAUAACUGUGAGAGUCUGGAAGAACUGAAUCUAUCUAAUAACCCUCUAAGCAAUUUAGAUAUAUCUUCCUUGGAAUAUUUACUUCCCUAUGAGUUGAAAAAGUUAGAUUUGUCUGGUUGUGAUCUUACAAAGUUACCUGAUUUCAAAGAAUGCAUCAAGCUACAAGAGUUGAAUUUUUCCAACAAUUCCUUUGACCGUCAAGAUCUAUUAGAACAACUAAAUAGUGGGAAGGUGUUUAGUUCUUCAAUUUUUCAUCAUAGUGGCAAGGAAUUCGUAGAACUCACGGCCAGUGGUUUGGGGUUGUCCAAACGAACCUGCAGGAUUAUAUUUGAGGAUGCUGUUUAUAUACAGAGUGGUGGAGGUUAGACAUCUAUUGUUUAAUAAUCAUAUUGAAUAACAAUCCAUUGGGUCUAGGUUCUCGCUAGAUCCUAUGAACUGUAAUCCUAAUUUAGUUGCGCAUAAAGGUACCUUCUAUUUAUAUUUUCAUUUUUUCCUCAUUUUCUUAGAGAUUUUUCAAUAACAAAAUAUUUAUUGCUUGCUCGUAUUGUAUAACAAAAAGACUAAAAGUAUAAUAUAAUUCAUAAAGUGGCUAUAAACACGUUUAUUGUGCACAAAAAGAAAUCUGAUAGAAUAGAAGCAGAAGCUUUAUUGAUACAAGAGUUAAAAGAAGAUAAAAGAAGCUUUAUUGAUUCAAGAGUUACAAUCAGUAAAAUACUGUUCGCCCAAAUGAAUGAACCUGAUUUUUAGCUUAACAUAUCAAUAGACAAUUCCCAUUAUAGACUAAUUUUAAAACUAGGCAAAGAGAUGCAAAUAAAUCACAACAGCUAGAAAGAGCAUACUAAAAUGAGUAAAAUGCGGAAAAUAUAUAGCCUUGCAAAGUUUGCAAAUUUUGUAUAAUUUUGUAUUGCGCGCGGAAAUUGGUACCAUUUUCGGCCUAAAUCAUGGUGGUAGCAAUUUCCGCACGCAAUACAAAAGUAUACAAAAUUUGCGGAUUUACAAGACUAUAUUUUCCGCAUUUUACAACCUUUGGCAAACAAACUUUGCAUUUUUACUCAUUUUAGUAUGCUCUCUCCAGGAAUAUACUUUUUGCCAACAUCAAAAAAUUAGUCUAUAUCAUGGGAAUGGUCUAUUGAAAGUGUUAUUAUUUCAUUUUGCUGUUGCAGAUGUUACAUCUACGGAAGAAAUAUAUAAAGGGCAAAUGGAGUUGGAAGAAUUAAACAGGUUUAGUGGACUGAGUUUACCGAAUGAAGAAAUCUGGUUGGAUGAAUUCUGUCAAAUAAGAAAGUACAAGAAUCUCACAAUUGAAAGUUGUUAUGCCAUGCGUAAGUGUGACUUCUUUUAUUUAAUAAUAAUUUCAUAAAGAGUAAAGACUUGUUUUACUUUUUUGAAAAAAUUUUCCUGGAUAAAUUCUACCACUCUAUGACACUGCUUUUGUUGCGUUAUUUCCGCGUCGAUUGUAUAGACUAUAGCAUUUUUAUAUAAAUUAUAAAACAAAUUAAAAUAGACUCAGGGGCCGCACUGGCGCUAAAGGGUGUGUUGGUGUGUGUGUGUGUGUGUAGGGGGUGGUAUAGUCUGCAAAAUUGUUUUCGUAGUCGGCAAAACAUGAAUUUGAAUGGAAGAAAACCAUUAAAAUAUUUUGAGUGACACUGAUAGAAAUUGAUAAUGAAAGCUAAAAUGUGGAGAAAUCUACGAAAACAUUAGGGAACAAUUUUGGGAAAAGAAAUAUUAAUUGGUGGUUGAAGUGACUCUCCAAAAUCUCCCUUGAUAUAACUCGGCCAAUUUCACUUACACGCCCCCAAUUCAAAGAUGCCUAGUGCCACUCCUGUGGACUGUAUAGCAUUUUAUAGAAAUUGAUAAUCAAGAGUAGGUUUAGAAAAUUGUCUAUAACAUGUCGAAUAGAUCUAUAAACAGCCUGCCAGGAAAAGUCUUGCAAUGGUGUGUAUUUUUGAGCUACAAUUAGCUCUGUUAAGACUUUUUCCAGACAUUUCGCAUUGAUUGUGAAACUGGUAGUUUAGCAUUGCUAAAGUAAUCAGAAUAAUAGUUGUGACCAGCAAGAGAGCUGGAUUGGUUCAGCGAGCUCAGUUAUGUUAAUUUUUGCUAGAUUGUUUGAUCAUCCUUAUUGUGCAUUGUUCAGCACUGAGCUGUACAACGAGGGGCCUGUACCGGGUUCCUGUGUACAUUAUACUAUUUGUACGAUCAAUAGGUAAAUGCAUGCAGUACAAGCUUUGCAAGAUAUUUGUAAAUGCAUGCAGUACAAGCUUUGCAAGAUAUUUGUACCAUCAGCGGUGCCGGUGGAAGUGGGCGGGAAUAAUUGUGACUCGUAAUAGCAGGGUGUCCACGGGCCUUGAAAAUGCUGGAAAGUCCUUGAAUUGGAAAAAAAAAUUCCAGGACUGGAAAGUCCUUGAAAAUCUUUAAAAGUCCUUGAAAGUUCUGGAAUUAAUUUCCUUAACCUCCAUGCGCAGCUAUGCCAAUAUUAGUGAUUUUUAUUAAAAUUGCUGAAUAAUUAUUAGUGAACUAUUUGCGUUAAAUCCGUGCCAUUUUCAUAAGUUUUUCCAGUUCUAGCCUCUAGGAUAAACCUUGAAUAAAGAUAAAUUUGUUGAAAAAGGGCCUUGAAAGUCCUGGAAAAGUCCUUGAAUUUCACCUUCACCAAAGGGUGGACACCCUGGUAAUAGACAUUUCCAAAAUCGGCGUAUUUAAUAAACAAUUAUUGGAUGAGGCUGAACAUGAUGUAAAAAAUUAUUCAGACCAGAAAAACUAUUAUUGGACGCUGAGCACGUCAGCAGCCAAAAUUACAUAAUAAGUACCGAAUAUUGAGAAUUAUCCGGUGCACUCUGACCAAUCAGGAACGAGAAUACAUACUAAAUGUAUAAUAAUUAUAGUUAUUCGUUUCCGCAUGUUAUUAUUUAUUAUUAAAGGAAUACCGAAUGGUUUUUCAUGCAGGAUUGCGCAUAGAUAUCUCAUAUACACUAGAUAGCGCAUCCCACCCUGUAGGCAGGCGAAAAUUGAAGCCUGAUCGCAGUCGCAGUUUACGUGCGGCGGCCAUAUUGGUCGUUCCCACGGAGCGUGAUAAUUUGUAUAUUUUGUAUUGCGGAAAUGGACAAAGUUGACAAUAAAUCCGCUUUUAUGCAGUCAAUUUUGGUUUUUCAAGUGUGCAACUUGUUGUAAAUGAUGCCAGAUCGUUGGAGCUUCAUAUUGUGAAUAACGGGUAGGCAGAAUUUAAUUAUUUUUUUCGAAAAUAUCAAUAUUUGUCGACCCGUAUGAAGGGCGCCCAUAGGACAAACUUUAUGGACAAACCAUCAUUGUUGAUGUAUAUAUAAAUAUAGUUUCACCAAUUCCAAAUAAAACAUUUUGAGCAAUCGCCAUUGCUUCAUGGCAAAAUUGUGAAUGUAUUUGCAUAUUCUUUUGUGAAAGACAGCGACACUGAAAAACAUAUUUUAGUCACAGUUUAUCAAUGGCAAAAAUAGACUUAAAAUCUUAAAUAGUCAAUAUAUAAAACAUUGACACCAAAAAUGGUUCUUACUCCUUACUAUUUGUAUAUUUAUUACAUACAUACAACAUAUAUAUUAUUUUAUAGUUCCAUGAAAUCACAUCAAGAUUAAAAUGUGUUAGAAGCUAGAGAAGAAUAAUUGCAACUUAGUAUAUUCGCAGGCAAUAUAACAUAAUUGAUAUUGCUUUAUGUAAAUGUAGUUGAUAAUCAAACUUUCUAAAACCUUCAAUUGUAUGAAUGCUUCAAACUAUCUUUAAUAUUUGAUGUUAAGAAAUAUUUCUUUCUGUUGAGUCCUAGACCUUUUGUUUUUAAUUCAAGCAAUCAAACUGCCAAAUUACUGUAAUUAUUAACAGCUAGCAUAGGUCAUUGAUAAUCAGCUGAAUUUUAGAACUGCUUUGGGAAACCCUAUUUUGUAAUGAGACACAUUACUUCUUGCAUUAUUGUAUAUUGUAAGGUCAAUGGGAUAAACUGCUUGAUGCACAGUAGAUUUUAUAAUCUUAAAUAUAGUUGCACUCACUAAAUAUUGUAUAAAUAAUUCUAUUGUUAUAAUAAAGUAUUACUUUUGACUUUGUGUAAUAGUGUUUUCUAAUUCUUUGACUCAUCAGAUGCACAAUAAUUAAACUUUUCUAAAAAAAUAAAAUAAAUUUGCCAGUACUCUCAGGAAUUGAAAACAUGAUAAACUCUCAAUUUUUGCCUUUUGAGUUUAGUGGUUACUGUAAAUAGCAUUAAAAAAUGUCCAAUUUAAAAAAAAAAUUUGGAGACCUGAAGAAGUUUUGGUGCCAAUUGAAAUUAAAAAUUUGAAUUAAACUCAGAAAAUUUCAUAGCAAUGGGUAAAGUCAUUCCUGAUGCAAAAAGUAUAAGAAGUAAUAGUGAAGGGUCAAUUGUGACAGAAUCAAAAAUCAAAAGAAAACUUCCCAGGACAUUUCAUCAGUAAGCAAUUUAUUUUUAGUUUUUUACAGUAUACUAUUAUAUUGAUUGAAAUUAGACCUGCAUUAACAUGAUAAACAUCCCUAAGGAUGAAGUACUAUGAAAACAGUUGAUACAAAAUGUUCAUCAAGAAAAGUGGUCACCCAAAAAGCAGAUGUUUAUAUGUUCUGACCACUUUUGUUCUGGUUGCAUUGUCCAUACUGUUCUGUUCUCAGAAAGCAGACACUUAUAUGCUCUGACCACUUCUGUUCUGGCUUCAUUGUUCAUUGUCCAUAUGUUCUGGCUUCAUUGUCCAUACACAAUCUUUUUACUGAGCUAGAUCACCAUAUUUUUGACUCACCAGUUGGUGAAAAUCAUGUUAUAUAUUUCAGUUGACCAAGAGCAUCAUCAAGAGUUACUGUGAGGUUAAAUUUACCAUCUUGGAAAAAAGACCACUGAGAAUUCAUCUGGACAAAAAAUUAGAAAGAAAUUAAAUAAACUUGUACCUUUUAAGCACCAGUGUGAGUGAUUACACAGAAUGUAUCAGAGAAAGCUAAAUAUUACUAAAAUUUACUAUGAAACUGCCCAAGCUGAAAGUGCAGACUCUGCCUCAAACAUAAUUUUACUAAAGAUUUAUAGUGAUAACUGCCCAAGCUGAAAGUGUAAACUCUGUCUCAAACGUUUCACUAAAGAUUUAGAGUGAAAACUACCCAAGCUGAAAGUGCAGACUCAGACUGUCUCAAACACGUCACUAAAGAUUUACAGUGAAAACUGCCCAAACUGAAAGUGCAGACUCUGUUUUUACAGUAUAAACUGCCUACGCCGAUAGUCGAAACGUUACUUACCAACUUCCAUUUCCAUAAAGUGGUGCCAGAAACCGUAAGUACAUGUAUUGAUUAGACGACACUUCACCAGAGAAUCACUCACAGAUUCAAAACAAGUAUAUAAAGCCAAUGUCGUAAUUCGAAAUUUUUAGCUUUAAAAUGCGAUUCAAAGACAACAACAUCGCCAAUUAAUGUUUUUUCUUGUACCCUUUUCCAAAAAAGCUGCGAUUUCAAGGCGAACGUACCUCAAAAAGGUAUGUUUAAUCCAGAAAUGCAAAAAAGCCUCGAAAAGUAUAGUAUUUUCUAUAGCAUUUCAUUGAUGAGUGGGAACGACCAAUAUGGCCGCCGCCUAUUUUCAUGGGGGAAACCGCUGAGAUUUUUGGCUUCAGUUUUGUAUUCCGAGAUGCGCUAUCUAGUGUAUAUGAGAUAUCUAUGGGAUUGCGUGAUCCAUGCACGAGAGAUGUCGCGAGACUUUCGGAAAGCGUAAAAAUACUCGAGCCGCAGGCGAGUGUAUUUUUACGCUUUCCGAUAGUCGAGCAACAUCCCAAGUGCAGGAUCACGCUAUCCUGCUUGGAAAACCAUCUGGUAAUUGUUUUAUAAAAUAACUACAGUGAAACAAUGAUAUUUUGAGAAUCCCGCGAAGGCAUUUUAAUUCCUCGUGCAGGAUAGCCUGAUCCUGCAUGGCUAUUGGCCAAUCAAAUUGCGUGUUUCACUGUAGUUAUUAUAUAAUAUUAAAUACUGCGUUACCUCCCCAUAAUUCGAUCAUAGAUUUUCUAUAUUUUUCACUAUAUAUUUUAUCUCUCUUUUCCGUAGUUCAAAGCCUACAUAUCGUUUGUAAUCUGGUUAGCAUUGCUGCGUUCGAUUGUUGGGAACAUGAGUCGACUUUGUCUUUGAGCCGUUGUUGUGACGAAAUUCGAUAUAAAUGUGCAAUAAUAAAACGUUGUUAUUCAUAUUCGCAACACGUACGAAAAUGUGUAUAUUAUUUAAGGUGUACUGUUUCUUGGCUGGAAAGUUGGUCCUUGCAGGCUGAUGAUGACAUUAAAUUGAAACAAAGCAUUACGACAUCCGAAAUUGCUUUCAAGGAAGCAUCUAAAGCUUUUUCGAAUGAGUCAUCUAUAGCAGUUAAAGUCCUUGCUGCAGAACUGACAAUUAUAUCAGCAAUUCUUUCAAAUUUAACCAAGCCAGAAGCUGCAGUUCUUCGUUGUCUACAAUCCUUACAAGUCCUUCACGACCUACAUACAAUUCGAGAUAUGUUUUCUUUCCUGGAUAGAAAAGAAACGAAAACCACUUCUUUUGAACAAGUGGAAGUGUCGGUUGAAAUUGCUGAAUUCGUCAUUAAAAUAAACAAGAUCUUGUUUGAGUUUGUCGGAAUGUUUUUUAAACCACCACCAACUGUUAAAGAGUGGCCAGCGACGAUACAAGUGGAUGAAAAAAUUUACAACCCUUUGAUUGACAGACGAAUGAUUGAUUCAGACGUGGCAGUAUUCCGUUCAUUGAAUUUGGACAUUGGUGAAGAUGACAACAAAGGUAAAAACCCAAUUACUGAUGCCACAGAGUAUAGUGUUUCAAUUAUUGAAAGCAAUGGAGAAACUGCUGAUAACAGGUAUAGAAUAUUAUUUUUAAAACCUUUAGUCCAAGGUCGCUAUAUUUGGUAAAGUGAAAUAGUUAGGGCCGGAUUUUGGCUGGAAAUAACAUGACCCACCCCAAACUUCAGGUAUUUGUUAAUAACAUUUUCCUUCAAAUGUUGCUUUUUAUAAUACAAAUAUAAAAUACAUAUAAAAUUCCUACAUUCUCAAAAUGUUAAAUUUAUAUUUAAUAAAUGGAAUAUACUGCGUGCAGUAACCGCAUAGAAAUAUUAGACCUAAAAUGCGUGCUUGGUCAUGUGACCGGUGUCCAAAUUGAAAACAAAAGGCCCUUAUAAAUUGGCCAUGUUGGAUUUGUCCGAGGGGUGGCCCACAGCGAAACGUCAUGGGGCGGGUUUAAUUUGCCUUAUAAAUUGGCCAUGUUGGAUUUGUCUGAGGAGUGGCCUAUAGCAAAAUGUCAUGGGGCGGGUUUAAUUUGCCCUUAUAAAUCGGCCAUUUUGAAUAGUUAAUGUUGCGUCACUUGUUUACUGAGAAAGGAUACGAGCACACAUUCUAGGUCUCAUAGUUCUAUGAGUAACCCUCGCCUUAUUGACAAAACUAUUUUAUAAAAUAGCCUUUUAAAAAUACGGGCGCUGAUUGGUCAAAAGCUCAAAAAAACAGUCCGCUAUAUUUUGAGAUCAGUGAAGAUGACCACCCAUGCACCGUAACCAUAGCCAUGCACCCACGAUUAUUGAUGAACUUUAGACUUCACUAAUACUUUCCUUUCCACGGGUGUAAAUUGCUGUGCGGAAUUUAUGGUACCCUCGCCCCGGGCCUACGCCCGUUUAUUGAUGGCCUAAAAUAGAAUUACCCACCCCAUGACCCACCGCUUACGAGAGACUAACAAUUGCAUGACUCACCCCAUUGAUGAGGCUAAGAACACAGUGACCCACCCCCUUUGUGCUUUGGCCCACCCAGCUACUUUCUACACAGGCAGAAAGGCAGAGAAAUCAACAGAAUAGGUGCAGAGAAGGAUUGGGUACGAUAUUUCCCUGAAAUUAUCCGUAUGUUGACGUAUAGCAAGAAACAAAGUAAAAAAUAUUGGAAUCGGAUUCUUCUAGUUAUUCAAUAUACAAAAAAUUGUUGAAAAACAACAUUUGAUUUACUAUGUGUUUAUAGACUAUGUUACAAGGCUGUGAUGAAUGAAAAAUCGCACGCGAGUGUUUGGCGAAAUUAUAAUACGCAAUCGCGGUAUUAUAAAUAUUUCGACAAACACACAAAUGUGAUUUUUCAUUAAUACACUUCGAAAACAAGUGUAAUUUCCUAUUAAUAUAAUUUUAUAGUCAAUUUUACACGAUCAAUGAUAAGAAACAUUGUUUUGAUAUAUUCAAGCGAGCACAGCCAUAUGUCAAUUUUGAGAGUAAUUUCUGGCAUUAAUUUUCAAUUCAUACUCUGCGAAUUCAUUUCAUGCAUAUACAACUGAAUAAUCUUUAUUUUUUCUUUUUCUUUAUUUUUCAAACAUACUUAAAGAGCUCAUUGCAAAAUAAGAGCUCAGAAAAUAUAAAUUUUCACGUUGUUUAUUUAGAUCGUAUUCGUGCCGAUUAAUCUUUAAUCAUACAGCACACCCUGCCAAUUAAUGUUUAAUCGGCACGGUUUUUAACCAGUCAGAAAAGAGUAAAUUGACUAAAAUGAUAUUAGAUAUUAAAUAUUAAGGUGAUCUACAGUCCGUAUGUAAACAAAGCCUUUGUUUACAUUUUUGUGUCCAAAAUAUUGAGCUGUAUUCGACAACUAUUUAUAUUUUCAAGCUUCUAGAGUAUAACAAAUGAUCAAGAAACAACAAUCAGGCUUUUCAAAAACUCAAAACAUAGUUAAACCGUUUGUAUCAUAAAAAGUGGGCUCAUUUGUGCACAUGCGCAGAUCGGACUGUAGAUCAUCUUUAAAUAGCCACGGUAUAUCAAGACAAUUAUACGGUAUUGUUUUCUUCUGAGCAGCGGCGUAGCCAGCCCCAUACGAAUGGGGGGAGGGGGGUCUAAAGUGCCAAAUACAUAAAAGUACUGUUCUAAAAGUCCCCGGAAAUUUUUCAAUUUUAAGGUUAGCGAAACCCACGCGCAUAUUUGGCAUGGCCUUUUGGUGAUCUAUAUGCCACAGAUUUGGUCUAUUUUAUGCCAUAGAUGAAAUAUUUACGAGAAUAACAAAGCAUGUGCGUAAUAAGCUAAUAAUAUAACACGUUAAAUUAAUAUAUAAAGAAAGUUUAACCCCCCCCCCCCUAGUUUCUUCUCACUUUUGGAAGAAUUGCAAUAUUGAUCAUUACAAAAAGUGAGGGAGGGGUCAAGACCAAUCCCCCCCUGGCUACGCGCCUGCUUCUGAGUUCUGCAGCAUGAAUUAAUAUUAACAUGUCUGAGAAUAAUAUAAAGUGUCUGGCUAUUUCACUAUUGCAGAUGUCCUGGUAACAUCUGUUGAUUAAGUAAUCUACAAUUAACUUUGUGUUCUAAUUCCAAAUUUUUCGAAGUUUGGACACAAAUCCACAGCAGCUUAAUAUAUAUUUUACCAUUAUUCUUCUUUUAGCAUCACAGUUGACCAGACAGGUGGAUGCUUUAGCCUUCCAGAAGUGAGUGCUUUCCUCCUAUUUCCACCAAAUGCUGUUGAUGAGACAGUAACUUUAAAGUGUAGUCGAGUGAAGCAUAAAGAAUGUGAAGUGAAGCCAAGGGAUGGAGAAGUAUUCGUAAGCCGGAUCCUCAAAGUUGAACCCGAAGGUGUGACGUUUAAGAAACCUGUGACAGUUCUUUUAUCUCACUCGCUUGACGAGGACCAGGUCUUUCUGUAUUUUUAUGAGUUAAUCGUUGAAAAUUUAAGCCCGAAUGGUUGUCAGGAGUUAAAGACAGAACGAAUAAGCUCCAUUGAAGGUAUUGCAAUUUAAACAAUGUUAUUAGAAUAAACCUAUUCGCAAAACUUUCAACUUAAAUUUCGCGUCAGCUAUACUGGGUCGUUUAAGAAGUUAUUACCAUACAGAUACGCUCUCCCAUGCUCUUUUCUGCGUUUCGGCAAAAUCAGCCUCCUCUUUCGUCUUAAAGGGAAAUGGCAAUAUAAAUUUUUAUUUUCUCAUUUGAAAGAAUUUUUGAAACUAUAUAUUAACUUCUUUUACCGAUUUUUCAUAUCUUGCUUAGUUCUUGAAAUAUUUUCACUUGAAGUAAUGAGAUGUUCACCAUCUUGAAUAAAUUUUUGAUCUCAUUAACGGUGGUGUUAGUAACGUCACAACAGGGUUUAACCAUAUAAAAGUAUUCGUUGUCGACCAAAUAUUGAUUGGUAGAUGUUUUAAAGGUUUUGAGUGAUCUUGAUAUUUCGAAGGGCCAAACAGAGUAAGGUUUUGAGUGAAAAAUGAUCAGUGGUUGUCUUGAUAAAAUAUUACGUGACCCUGUUGUUGAUAUGACGUGACAUGCAUAUCUACAUAAAAUUAAGAUGGCGGACCUUUUGUUCCUUACUAGCGGCUAAAUCGAGGAAUGCACAUUUGCCCGACGCCAUCUUGAAUUCCGCGCAAUGACCUGGGUCUCAGUUAUGAUGUCAUAGUAUCUAUCAUGAAUGAUGUAAUCAAAACAAACGUAUUCGCGGGAAAAUGAAAAUAUUGGAUUCUGAUUGGAUAAUUGUCGCUCGCACAUGCCUAAAACUAAAUUGUUUAUAUGUAUAUAAAUAAAGCUAGUUUACAGCAGCAAAAAUCACAAUAAAUACAUUUUUGAUGCUUUUAAAUCAUAAAUAAUCAUAUUAUAAUGACUGAUUUUAGCUUUUGAUUUCAUAUAAAGUUAAAUAAACCGAUUGAAAAUACAAAAUAACAGCAUUUCGCGUAUCGACAUUUUUCACAGUGAUUUGUAUGCAUUAAUCGACACUUAGUCUCUGGCACGCAAAUUUACUUUUGUAUAGUGAGCACAUAGUUGUUGCACGGUAGAUGGACAUUUCGAAACUACCCUUCGAUUCAUUUAAUGGAUAACCAUUUUACUAAUUCAUUAUUAUCAUAAGAUAACCACGGAUGUCCCCAGUUAAUAAUGAUUCAAGAUGGCGUCGGGCAAAUGUGCAUUCCUCGAUUUAGCCGCAUGUUUAUUACUUUCGAUCAAAUUAUUUGUAGAAGUGAGCAACAUAAAAAAAAAUGGUAAAAGAGUAUUAUUAUAGUCUUAAAAGCUCGUUCAAAUGAGAAAAUAAAAAAUAUAUUGCCAUUUCCCUUUAAGUUCCCUUUCUCAGCCCUCUGAAAUUGUUGAAGAUUUUGGCAGUUACUUUCGUUUUUUAGAUAUUCCAAAAGAAAUAUCUAAUAAAGAAAUUUUGGAAAACUGCUUGCCGUUUGCCAAAGCGACUAUACGUGAGACUUGUACCUUAGUUGCUGCAACACGAGCCACAUUCAAUCAGAUUUUGAUACCAACAAACAGACGUUAUGCCUUCUCUAAGCAGUAUGGAGACAAUGCAGAACUAAAGAUCACAUUUCCGGCUGGCGUAACAGAGAAGAUACUGAUUUUAAACGUUCAGGUAAUCGGUUUUCCCGCAAUGCACUGCGGUUACAGUGAGUAACAUAUGAGUUAAUGUCUUGCAAAUUCAGUGUUGCCUCUUUGGUUUCAGUUUAGCUAUAUAGCGAUGGCCGAUGGACAAUAUAUGCGCGAACUUAGAUUUUUGCACGUCAAUCUUUCUACAUUUUUCAGGAAUGGUCGACCUUUCCUUUAUAUACCUACACAUUUUAAUACAGAUUUUAAUACUCAUUCAUUGUCACAUCCACAUUUGACUGAGUGUAAAAAGUUAAAAGAUCGUGGGAGGUUAGGAUCGUGAAACUUGGACUGGUGCGUGUGGAUUCUGCAGUUUAACACACACAUAAGAAGAAGAAUGUAGCGAACAAGCUCUCACAUACUUCUGUGUAAAUUUACACUUUCAGUUGUUUCCUGCUGAUGCUGUCCUAAACAAAGAUAUACGUUUAAAUAAAAGUCUUGUUUAUGCGCCUAUCAUCAGAGUUUCUGGCCAGACGACUCCAUUCCUCAAAGCAGUUGAUGUCGAGCUCACAUACUCUCACAGUGACGUGGUUAAUAUUGAAGAAAUUUUUUUACCAGUUGAAAAAUCGAUUCAUUUCACAACUGAGUAUGGGCUGUUGAUGCACAAUCACAACGAAACCGGGUUAAAAGACAACUGGCAAGCGUUAAAUGAAAGUCACGAUGUUUUUAUUGAGCGAUUAAGAAAGGAUCAGCUGAAGUUCUCGUUUUCAGUAACACAUUUUUCAGAGUAAGUGAUUAUGUAAGAUUAUUUUCUGAUAAGUUGUUAUGAUUCAAUCACGAAGGAAAGCAUAAAAGGAUAAACAGGAAAGAAUAUUAAUUUUUCACAUGCGCCGCUUGUAACGACUUUAUUGCAUUUUGAUACUCUAAGACAAACGAGGUCUUAUUUAUUUGAACCAUAUCUGAGGCUUAUUUGAGAUGUCGUAAUCAAUUUUGAAUUGCGGAGGGGGAAGGACUAAAAAGAGAAGCAGGCUUAACCAAGUUCAUUUUCCAACAAGAGAGGCGUAUUUGAGGCGGGGGGACUUACCAAUUAUUCAAUGAGGUUAGCAUGGCAAAACCAUUUAUGAAUGUAUCAUAGUUGUAUAUAGAAUGUCUAAUGUAUCAAUGUAUAUAGAAUGUAUCAUAGAAUGUAUCAUGUACCAUAUCAGAGACAGGGAAAUAAUUACAUAGAAUGACGGACUACAAUUUAUAUUAUUUAUUGGAAAACUAAACUGCAACGUUUUCUUGUCUACUUUUAGUGUUCAGCCGGUGGUGAAGACGAGUACAGCAGUUAGUUUUGUGCCACAAAUGAGCGCUAGUAUGGUGAAUAUGAACAAUCCAGCUUGUCAUCAUGCGAUCGUUUUGGCUGUGCACAAAUGUGGUAGCAGCCCGAAGACACUUCAUGCUGUGUUGGCGCCAAAACACGAGGAAAAUCGUCUUAGUACUAAAUGGAAUGUAAAAGGGUUGCGUUUCAUGAGACGUCUCAAAUGCGAUGAACCAGUUUACUUCUGUGUUCCGAUGUCAAAAAGCGAUCAUUUGCUCCUCGAGGAUUAUACUUUAUGGUAAAUUUGAAUUUUUUGGAUUAAACUGGUUGUUUUGUGAAAAACACAAUUUUAAAGCAUAAUGACCUCGAUCACAGUCUCGUACUCGGGCGCUUGAAAGGAAAUCGUACGAUGCUGUUAUAUACAGAUCAGUGGCUAUGCUGGUCGAGCGCGCGCUGAAAAACUCCAGUUGCGUCCUCCCCAAGCACACCCGUGCAAUCUGUAUAUAAUUACGAACGGCCCAUCUUAGCGCGGCCAGUUCAUAAUAAGUGCAAAAAUAUUUAGGGAUCCACCGGAUAUUAAAAAUGCCUGGCCGGAUAAGUAAAGUUGAAGGUAGGUCAUCAAUCCAUCAAUUGUAUUUGUUUCCUGAAUACUGGGGGUGAACUGGUGGAGGACAGUUUUUAGGUAUAGUCGGUAACAAAAGCCCUAUUUGGUACAGUCCUAUUAAGCAUAAAUAGCGUGGGUGUUUUUUACAAAACAUAACAAUGAAGUUAUGAAUAUAAAAGAUAAGCUUCUUCAUACUUAUUUACACUCGUAAACCGCUGAUAUUUGUUGAUAUUUUAUGUAGGUUUGAUCCAGAAGAUGAGUCGGAACUAGCCAACAACACAGAUGAUGUUGAUCUGGCGGGGAAAGACAUGCGUUUCUUGAAAGAUAGAGAGUGCAAUAAUGGUGAAAAUCAUACUACACAAGGAGAUUGUCGUGCGAAAGUUCCAAUCCAUAUUUCUGAAACCAGAUCAGUGCAUGUUGAUCCACGUACUACAAAUUUUGGUUCACCGUUGCCUACCGCAAAUACUGUAAGUCGCUCUGUCAAAUAUGCCCCUCUCUAAAAGUUCCCUUUUGGAGGAAAUAAAUGUAUCAAGCCUCCCUUCGUACCAACGGGAGCAGCUUGAUCAACUUAAGCAAUACGCACAUGUAUCAAUCUAACUAGUAGUUCAAGCUUGUCACUUUCUGCAUUUUGGCAAAAUGAAUCAGCUCUUCCCUGUGUUUGUGGAUCUCUUUUCUCAAUACGCGCUUUCCCUAGAACAUAACCUCCCCCGAAGGCGGGGGGGGGAGGAGUUACGGUGUGACAAACAGCAAGCUUAAGUCUGAUGUCAAUAUUAUUAAGGAGUCCUGGUCAACCACAAUGCAAUGCGCUUUUGUUUACGUUUUUCCGUUACUUUUAUCAAUUGUUGCCGCCAUUCUCGAGGCCACACAAAAUAGCUGCCUCCGGUCCACAACGUAACAGAAAUGUAAACAAAGGCACGCAUUGCAUUGUGGUUGACCAGGACUUUUCAGGAUUUACAAUAGCAGGGAGGGCCUAGUUGACGUAAUUGUUAAAGGAGCCAGAUUAUUAAAGUCUGUUUACAUUUCAACUGAAUUGGGUCCUAAGUAACAUUGCUCUUUUCUUUUGCGUUUCAAUGUUUGAUUUUUGUAUUUGUUCCACAGCCAAGCGCAGAAAUUCGUGAACCCGUCGUUGAUGUUGACUCACCGCAAGGUAGGUUAUGUCGGUUUCCACUAGGCGAAUUAGUUCCUACGCUUUGUGGAGAAUGUUAUUGCCAACCAUUCGCAUUGCCGAAAUUUGUCUUUCGAUUCUCUUUGCGCGAAUGAAUUCGCCUAUUAUACUUUGUACAUUACUUUUAUACUUCCUCCUCCGCAUAUUAGGUUUAACAUGCGGCCUAUAUAUACUGUACACACUCCGAAAAAUAUGAGGCAUGCGUGUUAUUGGUGAAUGCACUAUGGUCCCGUGUCAUGCACCUUAAUUGUCUAACCAAUUGCUUAUCAUAUCUAUACUGUUCUUCUGUUGAUACAGAACGCGAUGUUUCAUCUGGUACAGAAGACGCUCAAAUGAAUAACAAUCACAUAAGCCAGGUAAUUAAAUGUUUGGGAUUUUUUCAUUAAAAGAAUAUUAUGAGGUGUGAUAUUUCCCCAGUUCACAGAAAGUGUAUUUUACAUGUAGAUCAUGAUGCGCCGUUGUGCAUUAUUCGAAACGACAGUUGAAACCGCAGCCCAGAAGAAAAUGGAGAUUAUUAAAGAAUUGGCAGAGGAUCCUAAGGGAGGCAAAGCCACAAAGAUCGUGGAGGUUGCUGCACCAACGACUACUGUUAUUGCUAGCCUUGCUUGUGGCAUAACAGCUGCAAUGAGUAUUCCAACUGGUGGGGCAGCAUCGUUCGCCGCAGCGUUUGUAGCUGGUGGUACUCUACUUGUUAAAAUUGUCGAUAAACGCUAUCAACAAGCUAACGCUAAAGUAGUCGAGGAAGUGCUUCAGACAGCAACAGAAAAAGCACAAAUUUCGUCUUAUUUAAAUUGUGUCGUCAAGGACGUUGCCAAAGAAUUAUCUCGUAUUUUCGAGUCCCAGUUAUUUGAACUGCAAAGUGAUAAGCAAGUUGAAAUUUUAGCAGAGUGUGCGGUCGAUUUGAUGUUUAAUCUAGAAACAGACGAUACAUUCGACAGAAACACUUUACUUAAGAAAGUACUACAAGAUGGCAAAAUAAAAAAGAAGAAAAUACUUACAAGAACAAAGGAUAUUGAGUGGUCUGCUCCAAAUGUGUUUCGAAAACCUGGCUUGCGACGAAUGAUUUUCGGAAAGGAUGGCGCGGAAUUUAAGCAUUUUAUUAAACCAAACGAAGAUGGUAAAAAAUGCAAGUAUGGUUAUCGCGGGCAGUUUCUUGAAGUAAAGAAAUGUGUUAGUCAAAACGGUGAAGGUGAAACAGCUGCCGCGGAUGAAACCCCAACCAAUGAAGAUACUAGCGAAAAAUUGUGCAAAGACUGUUGUUCUAAUUAUGAAAAUUGCACCAGUGGCCAAUACUUUGAUGAAUCUGAAAUUGACUCUCAUUACAAUAAACCUCAAAAUAAACUAUACAGUUACAAUCCACUACACAUUUUAAUUCAGUGUCCAAAGGUUUUGGAAUCUUUCAAUCAGCUUCAAAAGGAAAAGCCCUCAUUAGCCAAUUUUUUGAAGAGUAAGUUGCGUCUUCCUGAGGAUCAUCUUGUACUCCCCGUAUAUCGACCACAUUCACUAAGGAAAGUUGCCGAUCUUCAAAAGUCAGACCUUACUGGAUCAGAUUUUAGCCAUUGCGAUUUCACAAAUUCAUCUCUCAAGGAAUCCCAUUUCAUCAAGUGUGUCAUGCUGUUUAUAAAGCUAGGAGGGGCGAAGAUGUCUGGUUCAAAAUUUUGUGACACAUUAAUCAGUCACAGUAACUUGGAAAAACUGGAGGCUGAUCACUGCGAGUGGACGAAGACGUCGCUCCUUUUCUCCAAUGUUAAAGGCGCACACCUAAACUCUGUAGAAUCCAGUAUAGGUGGGAAUUGUUUGGAUGGAACCAAUAUUUGCGAAGCCAUCACUGGAAACAACAGGGAAUUGAACUGCAACGAAGGUAAGUAUAAAUAAAUGAGAUUUUAAAAUUGACAUAAUAUUUUGAAACCAAGCCAGAAUGAGCACCAGAUUUCUAGUCCGAAUACUUUAAAUCAUUUAUUCAAAUUCCGAAGACUUGAAAUCAGGUCAGAUCCGAAUUUGAGGUUUCAUAGUGAAAUCCCAUUCUCCUUUAUCAUUACUAAACGUUUUGUGAAUUAAGUGAAUCUGAUAUUGAUUCUCAAUACACCGAGUCUCGAAAUCGAUUUCUAGUUACCAUCCGAUAACAUAUUAGUACAUACAUUGUCGAAAGGUUUUGAAUGCUUUCAUUCGUAAUCGCAAAAGCACCGAAAAAAGCUUUCACUAGCCAAUAUUUUGGAAAAAAAGGUGUGGCCCUUUCUGAGCAUCAUCUUGUACACCUCGUCUAUCGACAACAUUCCGGGAAAGUUCCUGAUCUCCAAAAGUCAGACCUCACUAGAUAAGAUUUCAGCCAUUCCGAUUACACAAAUUCAUGUCUCGAAGAAUGUUAUUUCACCAAGUGUGCCAUGUUGUUUGCAGAGCUAGCCCAGGCCAAGAUAUCUGCUUCUCAAUUUUGUUGUGACACAUCGGUCAGAGACAAUAACUCGGUGGAAGUGAAAGCUGAUCACUGUGAGGGGACAAAGACGUCUCUCCUUCACUCGAAUAUAUCGGAUGUCCAAUGCCUGGACUCUGCAGAACCCAGCACAAGUGGGAAUUUUUCCAAUGAGAUCAAAAUUUCCAACGCCAUCCCUGGAAAUAUGGGGAAAUUGAACUACAGUAAGUAUAAAUAA